This is a messenger RNA of Chiloscyllium plagiosum (whitespotted bambooshark), 458 nucleotides long. The record is from RefSeq and is a predicted model, not a curated record. Lineage: Eukaryota; Metazoa; Chordata; Chondrichthyes; Orectolobiformes; Hemiscylliidae.
AUAACGAAACUGCAGUUUAUACAUUGAUGCCAAUGGUAAUGGCUGAUCAGCACAGAUCUGUUUCAGAGUUGCUGACAAAUUCCAAGUUUGAUGUCAAUUAUGCAUUUGGUCGUGUCAAGAGAAGCUUACUGCAUAUAGCAGCAAAUUGUGGCUCUGUUGAAUGCCUUAUUCUACUACUGAAGAAAGGAGCAAAUCCAAAUUAUCAAGACAUUUCUGGGUGUACACCCCUUCACUUAGCAGCGAGAAAUGGGCAGAAGAAAUGUAUGGGAAAAUUAUUGGAGUAUAGUGCUGAUGUGAACAUCUGCAACAAUGAAGGACUGACUGCGAUUCAUUGGUUGGCUGUAAAUGGGCGCACUGAGCUUCUUCACGAUCUGGUGCAACAUGUUACUAAUGUGGAUGUUGAAGAUGCAAUGGGUCAGACAGCUUUACAUGUAGCCUGUCAGAAUGGGCAUAAAACG